Messenger RNA from Drosophila willistoni, 686 nucleotides. RefSeq names its product vesicle transport through interaction with t-SNAREs homolog 1B (gene Vti1b). The record is from RefSeq and is a predicted model, not a curated record. Gene Ontology annotation, biological process: retrograde transport, endosome to Golgi; intra-Golgi vesicle-mediated transport; Golgi to vacuole transport. Gene Ontology annotation, cellular component: late endosome membrane; SNARE complex; endoplasmic reticulum membrane. The transcript has 2 exons. Gene Ontology annotation, molecular function: SNARE binding; SNAP receptor activity. NCBI's taxonomy places the organism in Eukaryota, Metazoa, Arthropoda, Insecta, Diptera, Drosophilidae. Bases 100 to 468 code for a protein of 122 amino acids.
AUGACAUCACUGGUUUUUAGUGCAACAUUAAUUCUUUGUUAUCAUUAAUUGUUUUUGUUAUCAUUUUAGUUUAACUAUUAAAGAAAGAAAAAAAGAAAAAUGUCCCAUUCCGGCUACACUCAAUUACCCAGUGGCAGUGAUAGUUUCAACCAGCGCCAACAGACAUUGGCAGACAAUACUUAUAAUGUCUUGCAAUCUUCCAGCAUGAGUAUCCAGCGUUCCAAUCAAAUUGCGAUUGAAACCGAAAAUAUGGGGGUGGAGGUUUUGGGCGAGCUGGGUCAACAGCGUGAAUCCCUUCUGCGGACGACCAGACGUUUGGAAGAUGCAGAUCGGGAUCUUUCCAAAUCGAGAGCCAUCAUUCGAAAGCUAAGUCGAGAGGUCGUGUACAAUAAAAUCUUCUUGGUUAUAAUAAUUCUGUUAGAAUUGGGCAUACUUGUCGGUCUGCUAGUGCUUAAAUUUGUUAAAUAAUUAUUACAGAGAGUAUGUAUUUAUGUAUAUAGAAAUUUGUUAAAGGCUUGAUAAUAUUGACUAAAGGUGGACAAAUGAUUAUGUUCGUUUUUAUUAAAACCAUGCCUUAGACAUUUAGAUUAAGUUAUGAUAUUUAGUUAUAAUAAAACACAGCUAAAAAUAGUUCUAGGGAUAUGCCUAAUAACAGUGAUUAUAAUAUAAAUAUCCUUGGCAUAAAA